Meloidogyne enterolobii is the source of this 166-nucleotide messenger RNA. The record is from the annotation of a GenBank genome assembly. Lineage: Eukaryota; Metazoa; Nematoda; Chromadorea; Rhabditida; Meloidogynidae.
UCAGGGGAUGUUAUGGGGUGAAAAUUUUACAAUUUUAGUUACAUGCGUGGACAAAAUGAAUCUUCAAACUUCACGUAAUAUUCAAGGCAGUGGCAGAAAUUCGACAACAAUUCAACAUAAAGUUAAAUACCACAAUCUUUUUAAAAUUAUUAAUUCAGACAACUAA